CAUAUUGGGAAAAAAGUUUAGAAUUUUCAACCUUCAACCGUCUGGCCUCAUCAUUGAUUUUCAUAUAUUCGUUCCGCAACUUUAUAUCUACCUCGAUUUUAAAAACCCAUUAUCGGCGGGGUGCCACCAUUUUAACACCUGGACAGAUUGAAGAAAUUAGACAUCUCAAAAAUAAGGUCCCAGUGUAUAUGAUAGUAAAUGAGUACCAUAUUAAUAAAGACGAUUUUGAGCGUUCACAGCAAAAUAGAAACCACUUUUUUGAGGAGCUUAGAAAAGCACAAUCUAUCUCUUCAGAGAAUGGUUCAGAAGUUCAUGCUAAACAACCUUGUGAAGCGUCUAAUUAG
Molecule: messenger RNA, 344 nt
Organism: Dentiscutata erythropus
Lineage: Eukaryota; Fungi; Glomeromycota; Glomeromycetes; Diversisporales; Gigasporaceae
Source: the annotation of a GenBank genome assembly